Cynara cardunculus var. scolymus (artichoke) is the source of this 1845-nucleotide messenger RNA. Its product is annotated as protein trichome birefringence-like 10. Bases 224 to 1540 code for a protein of 438 amino acids. Gene Ontology annotation, cellular component: Golgi apparatus. The record is from RefSeq and is a predicted model, not a curated record. Gene Ontology annotation, molecular function: O-acetyltransferase activity. The transcript has 4 exons. NCBI's taxonomy places the organism in Eukaryota, Viridiplantae, Streptophyta, Magnoliopsida, Asterales, Asteraceae.
CGCGUCUUCCAAUGGCGGAUUCCCGUUGCUAAACCUUACACAAAUCACUCUCUGUGUGUGUUGGUGGUCCUUUUUUUCUGGUUCAUCUUCUUCCUUUUCUUGACGGUUUUCACUUUUUCAAGAAACCCCUUUUGACCCAAUCCCCAAAUUGGGUUGAUAAUAAAACCCUUUAUUUUGAAUUUGUGAUUUGGGUUAAGAAUCCGUAAAAGGGUCCGAACACGAGAUGACCCAAUUGGAGUUCUUGAAGAAAUUCAAGAGAUUGAAGCCAUCUGAACUUGGUUGUUUCUGUAUUAGUCUUUGUUUCAUCUUGUGUUUGUUUUUCUUGGAUUAUCGGUCCGUGAGCAGAGGGUUCAGGGUUCGUGGUUGGUUUGGGUUCAGCGGGUCUGGUUCGGGUUCGGGUCGAGAGCUCGUUGGGUUUCUUGAAACGGGUCGGGGCGAAUGUAACAUAUUUGAUGGAAAUUGGGUGUGGGAUGAGAGGUAUCCAUUGUAUGAAUCUAAAGAUUGUUUGUUGUUAGAUGAUGGUUUUAGGUGUUCUGAAAAUGGUAGAAUUGAUAGAUUCUACACAAAGUGGAGAUGGCAACCCAAAUAUUGCAAUUUGCCAAGAUUCGAUGCAGUAACGAUGCUGGAAAGACUACGAAACCGUAGGUUAGUGUUCGUUGGCGAUUCGAUUGGGAGAAAUCAAUGGGAAUCGCUUUUGUGUUUGUUAUCAACUGCUGUUUCUAACAAAUCUUCAAUAUAUGAAGUGAAUGGUAGACCAAUCACGAAACACACGGGUUUCUUGGUGUUUAAAUUCGCUGAUUUCAAUUGUACGAUCGAGUAUUACCGAGCUCCGUAUCUGGUUCUUCAGAGCAGACCGCCGGCUGGUUCACCAAAAGAGGUUCGAACCACUUUGAAGCUCGAUCAGAUGGAUUGGUUUGCCGGGAAAUGGAAAGGUGCGGACGUGAUCGUUUUCAACACCGGGCAUUGGUGGAAUUCUGAAAAAACGACACGCGAGGGAUGUUACUUUCAAGAAUCCGGAGAUGUGAAAAUGAAUAUGAGCGUAGGAACUGCAUACAAGAGAUCGAUGGAAACGGUUUUGAAUUGGAUCAGUAAAGAAGUCGAUACGAACAAGACUCAAGUCAUCUUCCGAGGCUUUUCUCCCGUCCAUUUCAGGGGAGGUGAUUGGAAAUCCGGUGGUAGCUGCCACCUUGAAACGCUUCCCGACUUGAGUUCAUCGCCGGUUUCAUCCGGCGCGAUGUUUUUCCCCAACAUAUUUGGGUCGGUGUUAUCGGAACGCCAGAAUGAGUCAGCGUUCAUAGCGAAACUAGAGUUAUUGGACGUGACGUACAUGUCAUCGAAGCGAAAAGAUGGUCAUGCGUCGUUAUAUUAUUUGGGGCCGGACGCUGGUGGCCCUGCACCUUUACGCAGGCAAGACUGCAGCCAUUGGUGCUUACCGGGCGUCCCGGAUUCUUGGAACGAGCUUCUGUAUGCCGUCUUUCUAAAACACGAAUACUCCAUUGCCGCCACCGCUUCCGCUCCGUCUUCGAUUGAUCUCGAGUAAAGAAACCGUAAAAAGGGUGUUUUUGGAGGCUGCGUUUCGGGCAUCGAGCGUGGUGGUAUAAGAUAGCUGGUGGCGGUAGAUCGCGGAGUAUGGCGGCAAGAUUUGAUCCCGAAGGCUGGAUGCGGCGGUUGAAGGCGGAGUUGUGAUCGGAAUUGGGUGCCAAUUGCAUUGAUGAGAAUUGUAUAGAUUUAGGGGAAAUUUUGCAUAUAGAGGGGAUUGGAGGGGGGAUUAAAGUGUGCAGAAAAUGGUGAUUCAUAGAUCUUCUAAUUGAAUAACAAAAUAUACAUACAUACUUUGGUGCAAUA